Molecule: messenger RNA, 2031 nt
Organism: Didymosphaeria variabile
Lineage: Eukaryota; Fungi; Ascomycota; Dothideomycetes; Pleosporales; Didymosphaeriaceae
Exons: 6
Coding region: 1-2031 (676 amino acids)
Biological process (GO): apoptotic process; negative regulation of toll-like receptor 9 signaling pathway
Source: RefSeq, a predicted model, not a curated record
AUGCAAGCACGACAGGACCCCGUUCUGGUCGAUGAGUUUGAGGUGGGACUCGACCGAGCCAAGAUAACCAAAGCGGCGCAGAUACAGAUCCCUGAACCGCACGAGACGCCGAGUGAAGACUCUGAUGACCAGUGUCAAUCUGGUAGCCCGCACACGUCCUCGCACAGUGUUGUCGAGUCAAUCAAGGCGAAAAAGCAUCGAGCAGGCUUGAAAAUCAGGAAGACUCUACAUAUAGGGAAAGCAUCGGAUGACCUUGAAUACACGACGGCAGCGCUUGCGGGUGCUGGCACCUCUUCAGAAUCACGAUACGUAACUGAUGCGCCAGAGCCAGACAAGCCGACUAUGAAAGACUUCCUUCACAAUCCUCUCGACACCGUCAGGUCUAAAAUAUCAGAACAAACCGACCAGCAAGUAGCGGGUCAGAUCACAGCAAAGGAAGUUCCUCAUGGCGAUGAAGUAGACCUGAUACAUGCUUCUGAAGCAGUUGAACGCGCACAAGACGAUGCGCAGCGACUUCUUGCGAUCAAAGAUCUUUCCAAGCUGCUGAAGGAGCGCCAAGCUACGUACGCGCGAUGGACCUUGGAUCGCCACGUUACCAAGAUCAGGCGUCUGCCGCGAGAUGAGAUCAAGUUGAGACCAAGAUCAGACUUCGAGAAGCAGGAUCCACGAAAAGGUCUGAUCACUGAUUGGAGAGCAUACGGACAGAAUCUGCUCAUUUACUGUGCACAUCAAUACGGAGGGCAGUACAUCGGAUAUGGUUCCGAUCCACCAGCACCAUCGAAGCAAACCAUCUUGCCGAACAUAGAACGCUUCUUGUUGGCUUCUUCCCCGCUUCAAGAACUCAUCAUGACAUCACGUAGAGUCUAUCGUUGGGAGCAACCGGCUACAACGGCAAAGUACUUACUGGUAUACUUAGUGCUUUGGUACUUCGAUAUGUUGCUUCCAGGUUGUCUCGCGGCAUGCCUGUAUCUCGUUGUACAACGACGCACUCAUGGCAACACGAUGAAAGACUUGCGCGAAGAUAUUGAACAUCGGGAAAACCAACGCGCGACUGCUCUUUCUCUAACAGAGUUAAUCGUCAAGGAAGGUGACGAAAAUUGGUCCGACCAACUUGUCGAGGGCUUGGGACCAUGGCUCAUGGUGCAGCUGGCGGAUCUAGCCAACUUCUUCGAAAGCUUACGCAACUUCUACGAAUGGCGAGUUCCCCAUCGGACACUGCGUGCUAUGAUUGUUCUCGGUAUUACUACGCUAGCUACCGCUCUGGUCCCGAUGUGGUUGUUCGUCAAAACCGUAACAUUUCUUAUGGGUCUGACAUACUUUGCUCUAUACCCGAUCGCUGUCAAUUUUCCAGAGUACAGACUAUUAGUAUCGCCUGCCAAGCGUUUUCUUUGGAAUAUUCCAACACACGCGGAGUGGGCCGUCAAAUACGCCCAAGCCGAAGGUACUCUACUGGCUCAGAAAUCCGUGCCAGUGCCCUCCGAAGUGGCAUCAAUCUCUCCUACUUUCGAUCCGGAACACGACUACAACAGCUAUACCGCGACCGAGGACAAGACCACCGGUCGUCUUGUCGUCAGUCCUAGCGGAAUAAGGUUUAUAACAAACUUUGGCCAUAAUGUCCUCUGGUCUCUCCAAUACAACCAACUCGAAAGAAUCGAGAAGGUGGAUCGCAUUGUUACAAGGAACAUUCCAGGCAAAUUACAAAAGGAUCCAGGUCAAGACUUGAUGUUCGUUAGCAGGGACGGUAAGCGACGCAUACUGAGGAAAUUUGACAAGCGUGAUGAGGCAUUCUCCCAGAUCGUUGGCUUCUCGAAUACUACGUGGCAGAGCGCAAGCGAAUUUUCGAAGUCUUCGAAAGGACCAACCCAGUAUCUAGCUAAGGCUGAAGAACUCUCAGAGAGGAAAGCGGUCGCGGAAACAAAACGCCUCUUCUCCCUGCAACAAGCGCAAAGUGUAGCAGGCGGCGAGCUUCGAAGAGAGCUUUUCCAGGGUGCUAUCGAAGAAGUGAAAUGGUUUGUCGACUCUAUUAGAUAG